AAAAAAGGACAAGUGAUUUGUGAUGUCGUAGAAUGAGAAAUGAGGAAUGACAUGAAAAAGAAACGAAACAGCUGAAUAAACGGGCCCGUCUGUCUACGAAUCUAAUGGAAGCAAAUUGAUGAAUUGUAAAAAAUUAGAAAUUGGUUGACAAAAGUGGUAAAGUAUUUCGAAAUUGGGCUGUCUUAGGAUCUUCCCAAGCUCCUAGUAUCUGGUGGGAAGUGAAAGUGUCCGAGAUUUUGUUGAUAUCGAAAGACGAUACAUGAAAAUGACCAAAGUGCUACAAGCACAAAAACAAGAAGUCAUUGGCUAAUUGGUAAAGUGGCUAAAGAUCCGAUUUUCAUUUUGUAACUAUGAAGAACUGUUUAAAGUGUUGAUUAUUAUGUAUUUUAAAAUUAAUUGUGUGUAAUGCAUACCUGCUAAUAAUUACCGAAUUUGGUCUGAGAAAAAAACAAAAAUGUCAUCUUCAAUGAAAAGUGGAGGUUUACCUAAGAAGGAAGGCAAAAUGAGGAUUAGAGCCUUCCCAAUGACUAUGGAUGAAAAAUAUGUAGAAAGUAUAUGGGCUUUAUUAAAAAAUGCCAUUCAAGAAAUUCAAAAGAAAAAUAACUCAGGUUUAAGUUUUGAAGAGCUUUAUCGUAAUGCAUACACCAUGGUUUUGCACAAACAUGGCGAGCGCUUAUAUACAGGUUUAAAAGAAGUUGUUACCCAUCAUCUAGAACUCAAGGUUAGAGAAGAUGUUUUAAAAUCUUUACACAAUAACUUUUUAAUGACUUUAAAUCAAGCUUGGAAUGAUCAUCAAACCUCAAUGGUCAUGAUUAGAGAUAUACUUAUGUAUAUGGACAGGGUGUAUGUACAACAAAACGAUGUUGAUAAUGUAUAUAAUCUUGGACUGAUCAUAUUCAGGGAUCAGGUGGUACGCUAUGGUUGUAUCAGGGAUCAUCUUAGGGAAACAUUACUUGAUAUGGUAAUGCGAGAGCGUAGAGGAGAAAAAGUCGAUAGAAUUUCAAUUAAAAAUGCAUGUCAAAUGUUAAUGGUCCUUGGUAUCAACUCCCGUUCUGUGUAUGAGGAGGACUUUGAGAGGCCUUUCUUACAGCAAUCGGCAGAAUUUUACAAGGUGGAAAGUCAAAGGUUUUUGGCAGAAAACAGUGCGUCUGUGUACAUAAAGAAAGUAGAAGCCCGUAUUAAUGAAGAAUCAGAUCGUGCCAAGCAUUAUUUGGACGAGUCAACAGAAUCUCGAAUUGUAGAAGUUGUAGAAGAAGAAUUAAUUAAGAAACAUAUGAAGACAAUUGUCGAGAUGGAAAAUUCGGGAGUGGUGCACAUGUUGAAACACCAGAAGACGGACGACCUGGCGUGUAUGUACAAAUUAUUCGGCCGAGUCACUGACGGUCUCAAAACCAUGGCGGAUUGCGUCAGCCUGUAUCUCCGCGAGCAAGGCAAAGCCCUGGUGCAAGAAGAGGAGCACCAACCCGCCACUAACGCUAUUACGUUCGUGCAGUCGCUGCUUGACCUAAAGGAUGGCUUCGAUCAUUUCCUCAAAAAUUCGUUCAAUAACGAUAAAAUCUUCAAGCAAAUGAUUGCUUCGGAUUUCGAACACUUUUUAAAUUUGAAUCCCAAAUCGCCCGAGUAUCUCUCGCUGUUUAUCGACGACAAGCUUAAAAAGGGCGUCAAAGGGAUGUCUGAACAAGAUAUAGAAUUAGUUUUGGAUAAAUCAAUGGUCCUGUUUAGGUUUCUUCAAGAAAAGGACGUGUUUGAGAGGUAUUAUAAGCAACAUCUUGCCAAACGAUUGUUGCUCAAUAAGUCUGUGAGUGACGAUUGGGAAAAAAAUAUGAUCUCAAAAUUAAAGACCGAAUGUGGUUGUCAGUUUACAUCCAAAUUAGAGGGCAUGUUUAAAGAUAUGACUGUAUCAAAUACAAUUAUGGAUGAAUUUAAGGAACACAUCACAAAAUCAGAGACCAAUUUAGGUGGUGUAGAUUUAUUUAUGCGAGUUUUAACUACUGGCUUUUGGCCAACUCAAAGUGCAACUCCUAAAUGUCACAUACCAGCUGUACCACUUGCUGCCUUUGAAUGUUUCAGAAGAUUUUAUUUGGCCAAGCACAGCGGCCGUCAAUUAACGCUGCAACCGCAACUUGGCAACGCCGAUUUGAAUGCCGUGUUCUAUGGUCCCAAGAAGGACGACAGCGACAAAGACGGUGCAUGCUCUUCAUCCACGACUGUCGUUUCUAGCAGGACUGGGCCUCGCAAACACAUCAUUCAAGUGUCUACGUAUCAAAUGGUAGUAUUGAUGCUCUUCAAUAAUCACGAUAAACUUUCAUAUGAAGAGAUACUCAACGAGUCUGAUAUACCUGAAAGGGAUCUUAUUAGGGCUUUGCAAUCUUUAGCAAUGGGUAAAGCUACUCAAAGGAUUCUGAUUAAAAAUCCUAAAACGAAAGAGAUCGAAUCGAAUCACGAAUUUUAUGUGAACGAUUCUUUUACAUCCAAGUUACACCGAGUUAAGAUACAAACCGUAGCUGCCAAGGGAGAGAAUGAACCUGAAAGAAGGGAAACUAGAAAUAAGGUCGACGAAGACAGAAAACACGAGAUCGAGGCAGCUAUCGUGAGGAUAAUGAAAUCGAGGAAGCGGAUGGCGCACAACAUUCUCGUCACAGAAGUAACGGAACAACUAAAAAGCCGCUUCCUACCCUCUCCAGUAAUCAUAAAAAAGAGGAUAGAGGGCUUAAUCGAACGGGAGUACCUGGCGCGAACCCCAGAAGACCGAAAAGUGUACACGUACGUGGCAUGAACUUUAAAAAGGAUCAUUAUGAGACUUUGGAUAUAGUGGUCCAGUGAUCUACAAUAGCUGAAUAUUUACAUAAACGUAAUUAAUCUUAAUUAAAUUAUUCCAGCAGUUAAUUUUCUUUUAUAGACUGGUUACGAUUUUAAAAUAAAUCUUCAUAUGGAAUAUGUCCGUAUUUUGCCGAAAAUUCGGCAACAUCCUGCAAUUGGACUUGGGCCCUUCAUUAAGCUACUUAGUCCUCGACGUUGCUUUGAUUCGAUUUUGUGCAUUCUCAAUUUAAACCUUCUUAAUGCCAAGAGCAAUUAUUUCUUCGAGAGUAGAAGUUCAAUUAUUUUUUUUUUAAUUCUUUAUAUUGUAAUAACUAUUAAAAAUCAAUUUUGUCGCGGUAAAAAAUUAUCAGUCCCAAUUUACAACGAAAUAGCAAAGUUAGAAAGUUAAUUAAUUUCGUGCAUAUUUUUAAUAUUCAGAAAUAAAAGCGGUUAAACUAAACAGUGUAUCGGAAAAGUGAAAAUUGCUCUCAAAUGGAUUGAAACGUUCGUUUACGCAUGUUGCCAACUUUUCUGCAAAAAUAUCGACUGACAUUCGAUUUUUCAAAAUGAAACCAGUCUACUUUCCUUAUUUUUCGUUUGUCCGAUUGAUGAUUUUGAAGUUUCUAUUUCCGAUUGUUACUAGAAGAGAUCUACUACAUUAUUAUAUUAUAUACAUUAUGCGUUCAGGAUAUAUAUAUAUAUAAAACGAAAUGAUAACUUCCGGACCACACGACGCAAUAUGAUACGACAACGGGGACUUUUUUAUUAAAAUAAUGUGAUAGAAUGUAAUUGACAGAAGA
Psylliodes chrysocephalus is the source of this 3599-nucleotide messenger RNA. Lineage: Eukaryota; Metazoa; Arthropoda; Insecta; Coleoptera; Chrysomelidae. The record is from the annotation of a GenBank genome assembly.